AUGAAGACACAGUUUUUAGUGUUCACUUUCUUAGUUUUUUAUCUGCUCAGCACUGAAGCCUGCAACACGGACCAGGAUCGUGCAAUUUGUGCGAACCUUCUACGGCGCUGUCAGGAAACCGAAGGCAGCAGACCCACUCCAAACCCGGUAGAGAGCUUGACCGCAUUCAACACUCAGUGCCGAGCCAGUGUUGGUACCAGCUGGCGCGAUGUAACUCGUUGUAACUUGGUGCGGGCAAUAUGUGAAAUUACUAUUGUGCGUUGCCAAAAGGUCACUUGUAGCAGUGUUCAGGCACUCAUUCAAUAGAAUUUACGCAACAUGAAGAUUGUCUCAUGUGUUUGGAGCAUUUCACAA
Messenger RNA from Bactrocera tryoni, 354 nucleotides. RefSeq lists its product as uncharacterized. The transcript has 3 exons. NCBI's taxonomy places the organism in Eukaryota, Metazoa, Arthropoda, Insecta, Diptera, Tephritidae. The record is from RefSeq and is a predicted model, not a curated record. Bases 1 to 306 code for a protein of 101 amino acids.